AUGACUUCAAUUCAUUUCCACAUACCACUUUCUUUCGCCGUUGCUGUGAGCACUCGGGUUUCUAAUGAACUUGGAGCAGGGAAUCCAAAGGCUGCAAAACUAGCUGUUUCCUUGGUACUAAUGGAAGCCAUAACAGAGUUUGUUCUGGCAAGCCUGACAUUGUUCCUGUUCCGUUCUAGACUUGGGCAUGCCUUCAGUGACGAUAAACAAGUUGUUCACUAUAUUAAGAAGAUGCCUCCACUCCUAUGCAUUUCCAUAAUCAUGGAUGGCACCCAAAACGGGUUUCUACUUUCUAGAGGGGCUGGAUGGCAGCGGUUAGGUGCGUAUGUUAAUCUUGGGGUUUAUUAUCUGGUGGGAAUUCCAGUGUCAUUAGUACUGGGAUUCGCGUUGCGUUUACGAGGAAGGGGAUUAUGGGGUGGGCUGAUUUCAGGAGCUGUAGUGCAAACCAUUGUCUUCUUAACAAUCACUGCUUUAACAAACUGGCAGAAAAAGGCAACUGAAGCAAGAAAGAUAAUUUUUGAAAGGGAAGAAAAAUCUGACUCAUGA
This is a messenger RNA of Oldenlandia corymbosa var. corymbosa, 546 nucleotides long. The record is from the annotation of a GenBank genome assembly. NCBI's taxonomy places the organism in Eukaryota, Viridiplantae, Streptophyta, Magnoliopsida, Gentianales, Rubiaceae.